AUGGAAACAUCCUACCCCUCUUCAACCCUCCCUUCUACAUCAUCCUCCCCUCUUACCUUUUAUAACUCCCUCCCACCAUCCAACUACACUCUAUUCGAUCUUACCGUAACCCCAAUGUCAUAUCGAGACCGAAUUACUGUAGAAUUUAUUUUGAACAUAUCUUCCUGGCUAUUGAGCACUUUUUUGGUGAUCUUUGUCAGAUUGAAAAAAGCUAUUUGGGUGUCGUUAAAAAGUACAAUAGUUUUUGUUACCGUUGGCUCUUUCCUUCUAAAUAUUCCACUUAUUCUAUUUCAAGCUUGGAUGGUCUUCAAUUUACAAUUUGGUCACGAGCCUGUUUAUUCUGUUCUUGUCUGCUCAUUUUUCAAGAAUUUCUGCAGUUCCACUACCUCUGCAUACCAAGUUCUUCCAUUUGCAGUUUCACUAUAUCGGUACCGUACUGUUGUGUUGAAAGGACACCCAUCGCCAUCAUUUGUUAUCAAUGUUCACAGUUUGGUAACUUUCAUUUUUAUUAUUUACGCUUUUCUCAACUAUCCACUUGGUCAAAACAAUACAAACGAUGUCUGUUAUAUUCUUCGAUUUAGCAAUGGAAUGGAGCUGGUUAGAAUAUUCUCCACACUUCUCUUCAACUUCGCAGCUAUCAUCGUCAAUUGUGUCAUUCUUCGAUUUGUGAAACACUUUGAAAGAAUCCCAAUGCCGGCAUCAUUCGGUUCUACAUGGUAUGCUCUAACAUUUCUCGGACCAUUUCUCAUGCCCCUAUCAUCUAUUCUUGGUAUUAAAAGCACUAGAAAAGAACUUUUGGAUACUAUGCUUUGUGGAUGUUUUCCUCGACCUUCGGUGGGAAACAAUCAGAUAAAAUCAGCCGUCACUGUGAUACUCGCAUCCAGGAUGGAAAGAAGCACUUUCACAGUUCGGGACGACGAUUAG
This is a messenger RNA of Caenorhabditis briggsae, 924 nucleotides long. The record is from RefSeq and is a predicted model, not a curated record. Lineage: Eukaryota; Metazoa; Nematoda; Chromadorea; Rhabditida; Rhabditidae. The transcript has 6 exons. The coding region runs from base 1 to 924 and encodes 307 amino acids.